Pomacea canaliculata is the source of this 856-nucleotide messenger RNA. RefSeq names its product A disintegrin and metalloproteinase with thrombospondin motifs 15-like. Lineage: Eukaryota; Metazoa; Mollusca; Gastropoda; Architaenioglossa; Ampullariidae. Gene Ontology annotation, cellular component: extracellular matrix. The transcript is spliced from 6 exons. Bases 20 to 646 code for a protein of 208 amino acids. The record is from RefSeq and is a predicted model, not a curated record. Gene Ontology annotation, molecular function: metalloendopeptidase activity. Gene Ontology annotation, biological process: extracellular matrix organization.
AUAAAACAUUUCUUUGCAGAUGUGUUUCAAAGGAACGUGCGUGCCGUGGUUGAAGACUGUCAACCCCAACUAUGUGCGUCCUCUGGUGAGAGAAGGUGGCUGGGGACCAUGGAGUCCGUCUUCUCCCUGUGACAACACUUGUGGUGAUGCUGUCAGCGUCUCCACACGACAAUGUAACAGACCCACACCUCGCAUAUCUACAUUCUGCAACGGAAGUGCUAUUAAAGCGAAGAUGUGUCCGUUUCAACAGGUGUGCCCAGGUGAGAGCAGCGUGGAGUCGGAACUCGUCAAACAACGGGUCAAGGCCGUCUGUGGCAAGGUGAAGGUCAGCGGUGCCUCGGUCUACAACUUGACUGGAGAGGGCAACCUGUACAGCACGAGCGGCGACAUGAAGAAGUGCAGCGUGACCUGCAACCACGUGGAUGGCUCCUCGACAACCCGCUUUGCCCUACAGGACGGGACACCAUGCUGGGGUGAGGACAACGACAGGGACCACGACUCUAAUGUCAGAGGCAUCUCGUGGCGAUGUGUACAAGGCCGAUGUCUGGCCUUCGGGUGCAACGGCAAGAGUCUGGGUGAGGGAGGCGGUGUGGAGAAAGACAGGUGUGGAGUGUGUGGCGGGGACGGCUCGUCUUGCCCCAAGUAAAACUGUCAACCCACAUCUUUGAACACACUAACCAGGAGGUGACUACAAAAGCUGAAGAUGAAUCUUUAAGACGACACCUGUCAGAAGAACCUUUUUAUAUUGAUCGCCAUUGAGAAACUAAUGCUACACACCAUAUGUACUUGUUACAGUAUUUUCAUCUUGUGAUAGUCUCCUCUUGACAAGACUGUUGAAUAAACAAUUGAUCUGCAA